AUGGAUUCAACGGCCACUGAGAGGAUUUACGCCCCCCUGAGUCAAGUCGAAGAAUCAACUCAACAGCAGAGAUCAACUGCAACUGUGAACCUCAACAAUCAACGGAUCAGUGCGCAAGAGAACAUCAACGAGAAUCAGAAAUCACCAGCCAUCAACAGUAAUCAACGGCACUCAACGCAACCAUCUGUGCUGCUAGCCACGGCGCUAGUAAAAGCAGCAUCAUCACGAGGAUAUCUGAUCGACGCCAGGGUGCUAACCGAUCAAGGCUCAGAAAUAUCGUUCAUCACCGACAAUCUAAUUCAUCAACUCCACCUGAAACGAGCACAUUCAACGCUCGAACUAAUCGGAAUCGGUGGAACAACUUCAGGGACCACGAGAGGAGUGGUGCCAGUCGUGCUGCACUCAACGAUUGGAAAUCAACAAGUUGAAAUCACCGCACACAUCUUGAAGAAACUCACCACACGACUGCCAUCAUUCUCAUGUUCAACGACGAGGAUCGGCUCACUACAGGAUCUUCAACUAGCCGAUCCAGAUUAUCUAAAGCCUGGACCAAUCGACAUCAUUAUCGGAUCAGACAACUAUGGGCGGAGCAUCAAAGAAAAGGUUAUCAAAUCGACAUCAACUCAACUAGUUGGCCAACAAACAGCAUUUGGUUGGAUAAUAUCAGGUCCAAUCAACUGCCAAGGCUGUUCACCGAGAAUCUCCUUAACUGCAGUACGGAGUUCCGCGAACGAACAGCUACUAGAGCUUCUCCAAAAAUUCUGGGUCCAGGAAGAAAUCAACAAUGCAACGGAGUGUCAUGAGCUAUCACCAGAGGAUCACCAGUGCGAGAUGCACUUUCAAUCGACGCACUCCAGAGACGAGACCGGGCGCUAUGUUGUGAGGCUCCCCCUGAAAACCUCAGCAACAGCCCUCGGUGACUCGAGGCUCAAAGCAACACGUCAACUACACUCGGUAAUGAGACGCCUACAAAAGGAUGAGGCGUACUCAGCCCUGUACAAGGCCUUUAUCAGAGAGUAUCAUCAGUUAAAUCACCUUCAAGAAGCACCAGAGACUCCAGAACCCUCACCAGCCUAUUAUCUACCGCACCACGGGGUUCUGAGAGACGAUGCCAUCACCACGAAACUACGAGUCGUAUUUAACGGCUCCAGCGCGAGCUCAACAGGAAUCUCAUUGAACGACAUUCUCUAUUCUGGAGGAAAACUGCAAGUGGAUGCAGUCAACGUCCUCACAUGGGUGAGGAAACAUUAG
This is a messenger RNA of Diachasmimorpha longicaudata, 1251 nucleotides long. RefSeq lists its product as uncharacterized. NCBI's taxonomy places the organism in Eukaryota, Metazoa, Arthropoda, Insecta, Hymenoptera, Braconidae. Bases 1 to 1251 code for a protein of 416 amino acids. The transcript has a single exon. The record is from RefSeq and is a predicted model, not a curated record.